GCCCCUACCCCCAGAGCCGUCAUCAUGGCGGACCAGUGGCCGGAGUUUGUGAGGAGUAUAAAAGGAGUAAUUUUAGACAUGUGUGGCGUUUUAUACGACAGCGGAGAGGGAGGAGGAGUGCCGAUUGAAGGCUCGGUGGAAGCCGUCAGAAGGUUAAAAUCCUCGGACCUUCAGCUACGUUUCUGCACUAAUGAAACUCAGGCCACGCGACAGAAGUUUGUAGCCAAGCUGCAGCGUAUGGGCUUCGACAUCGAGGUCAGAGAGGUGUUCUCCCCUGCACCGGCUGUAGUGUCCAUCCUGAAGGACCGUGGACUGCGACCCCACCUGCUGGUGCAUGAUGAUCUGCUACCAGAGUUUGACGGUGUGGAGAAAUCAGAUCCGAACUGUGUGGUGAUCGGAGACGCUGCUGAUAAUUUCUCUUACCAGAAGAUGAACGCUGCAUUUCAGGUCCUCAUCUCACUGGACAAACCACUGCUCUUCUCCAUGGGCAGAGGACGCUAUUAUAAAGAGACGGACGGCCUGAAGCUGGAUGUUGGAGCAUAUAUGAAAGCUCUGGAGUAUGCGUGUGAUUUGGAGGCAGAGGUGGUGGGUAAACCAGCACCAAUGUUCUUCCAGAGUGUUCUCAAUGACAUGGGCAUCCAACCCCAUGAGGUGUUGAUGAUUGGUGAUGAUCUGGUGAAUGAUGUUGGAGGAGCUCAGUGGUGUGGGAUGAAGGGUGUUCAGGUGCGGACAGGUAAAUACAGGUUUCAAACCGCUACAAGACUAAAACAGGUAUCUAUCAGAUCUUCCCCUGCAGCAACAUGGAAUCAGGAACAUUCCAGUCUCCUGCCCGAGGACAUACAUCACUGAUAACCACCACCGAACACUGACCACCCAGUCUGAAUCACGCUUCACCCAGAGGGAGGAAACUAAAUGGACACAGCAUGGACACAACGAGGAAAACCCCAAAGUCCUCAUAUUACACAUUUAAAUCAAAGUCCUCGUAUUACAAGUUUUAGUUACUGCUACGAAUCUGUCUCAAAGUUCUGACACUGGAGACUCU
Messenger RNA from Hemibagrus wyckioides, 1042 nucleotides. RefSeq names its product phospholysine phosphohistidine inorganic pyrophosphate phosphatase (gene lhpp). Lineage: Eukaryota; Metazoa; Chordata; Actinopteri; Siluriformes; Bagridae. Gene Ontology annotation, biological process: dephosphorylation. Gene Ontology annotation, cellular component: cytosol. Gene Ontology annotation, molecular function: phosphatase activity; inorganic diphosphate phosphatase activity. The record is from RefSeq and is a predicted model, not a curated record. The transcript has 8 exons. Bases 25 to 849 code for a protein of 274 amino acids.